CUCUGGAGCUGCCGUGAACGGCUGGAAGACACCCAUCAUCCCCUAUGUCGUGAGGACAUCAGCAGCGGACCUGGCGACCCGAGAGACUGUGCUGGCUGGUGACCCGCCGCCGCAGGGCACCAUUCGGCCCGUAUAUACCGACCGUGAUCCGUCCAAUGAUCCGUCCCCGAUCCGCUCCGCGCCGACCCAGCCGCCGCCGUCUCCGGCUCCGACAGCCAUUCGACCCCGAGCGGGCGUGCCGAGAGGAGCCCCGCCGUCCGCUGCUCGCUGUAGCGCCGCCGUGUAUUCAGUUCGCUGUCAGUCGUCUGACUAGAGCGUAGCCCACCGUCCUGCGGUCUAUCGUCCAUCGUCUACCUUCCACCGUCUAACCGUCUGGCCGUCUAUCAUCUACUGUCGUUCCAAGUCCGUCGUCCACCCUCUAACCGUCUAAGCGUUCACUGUCCACCGUGCGCCAUCUGACCAUCCACCGUCUAUCUGCUUACCAUCCACCGCUUACCGUCUAACCAUCCUCGUGCUUUCCCCACCUUCCGCCCCUCUCCAUCCGCCGCGAUGGCUCUGGGCACGCUGCACCCGCUGGUGCUGGUGGCCCUCCAGGUAGUGUUCGUCAUCCUGUUCGGCGUGUUCGCCGAGUACUCUGUGACAAAGCCGAACGCCGCGGCACAGGACACGCCGCCCGGAAAACUGCUCCGCAUGUACAGCAUGUUCCAGGACGUGCACGUGAUGAUAUUCAUCGGCUUCGGCUUCCUGAUGACGUUCCUGAAGCGUUACGGCCUCAGCGCCGUCAGCCUCAACUUCCUGCUGGCCGCGCUGGUGCUGCAGUGGGCCGUGAUCGUCAACGGGUUCUUCCACCUACACGACGGCAGGAUCCAGAUCGACGUCGAGAGUCUGCUGGGAGCCGACUUCACUGCCGCCUGUAUCCUGAUCUCAUUCGGAGUGGUGCUCGGAAAGACGUCGCCCACGCAGCUACUGGUGAUGGCUAUGAUCGAGGUUCCCAUCUUUGCUUUCAAUGAAGUGAUUGGUCGGCGAUACCUUCAGGUGUCCGAUAUGGGCGACUCGAUAUUUGUACACGCGUUCGGCGCGUAUUUCGGUCUGGCCGUCAGUUUCGCCAUGUUUAGAAAGGACCGGGACAGCGAGAACGCGGCCUCAAACACCGUCUCAGAUCUGUUCUCCAUGAUCGGCACGAUUUUCCUGUGGUGUUUCUGGCCGAGUUUUAACUCGGCGCUGGCGCAGGGCGACGUCCAGAGCCGGGCCGUCAUCAACACCUACCUCUCGCUCUGCGCCAGCUGCGUGGUGUCGUUCGCCGUCUCGGCGCUGCUCGACAAACGCAGCAAGUUCUCCAUGGAGCACAUCCAGAACGCCACGCUGGCCGGCGGCGUGGCGGUGGGCACGGCUGCCGACAUGAUGGUACAGCCGUUCGGAGCCGUCAUCAUCGGCUCGGUGGCCGGCGUCCUCUCCGUCAUCGGCUUCAGCAUCAUCACGCCGGCGCUGGACGAGCGGUGCCGCGUGCACGACACGUGCGGCGUGCACAACCUGCACGGCAUGCCGGGCGUGCUGGCCGGCAUCGUGGGAGCCAUCAUGGCCGCCAUGGCCACGCACGAGCAGUACGCCGACAGUCUGUACGUGAUUUUCCCGGCGAUGGAGCCGAUGGAGAACGCCACUGCCCAGGCGCUGGCCGGCCCGGAGCACGGCACCCAGGCGGGCCGCUCGGCCGGGUACCAGGGCGGCAUGCAGAUCCUGGCGCUGCUCAUCACCUUGGCCAUCGCCAUCAUCACCGGACUCGUCACCGGUGCCAUCCUACGUCUGCGCGUCUGGGAGCAGCUGGACACAGCUGAUCUGUACAGUGACCGCCGCUUCUUUGUGGUCCACGACCCGGAGGAGGGCGACGCCCCGCCGCCGCCCGCCGGUAACGAGUCAAAGACGAGUGAACAGCUCUGAACGUACUGACACCGAACUGACACACCGGACACUGACACUGACACCGACACUAAUACACCGCCGCCGCCGCCCGCCGGUAACGAGUCAAAGACCAGUGAACAGCUCUGAACGUGACACUGAUACUGGCACCGAAACUCAAACUGGGGCCACAAGACCGGUAGUGGCACACAGAGCAGCUAGCACAACGCCUCACCGCAAUUGAGAAAAUAUUGACACCCAAAUAGCCAAACGGCGCACGGUUUCGAGACAGUCGGGAAAUGUCACAUUCCGGGACCAUAUCUGACACUGACUCACCUGACACCAGCCGAGACAGGCGACACCAGCGCGCGCUGAGCGCGCCGUUGUGGCAACAUAUCAAUGUAGUAUAUACUCAUCGUUUGUUAUUGAAAAUUGUUCCUGGUCCAACACUUAUUUUGGCUCCUGUCUAUUGAGUGAGCCAUUGGACCAUCCGAACUUCCGAAAGUCACAAAAUUGUGUCAUUCGAAGUCACUUUAAAUGGACCUAAAAGCAUAGCAGUGUAACAAGCACCACAUUUAUUGUAUGUUGAGGCUAAGUUAGAUAAGUCAUAGUCCUAGUACGGGCUAAUGUUACUUUUAUUGCAUUCGUCUUGAAGUGUUGUUUGUAAUGAUAAUUUAGCGAGCACCACACAGUUUAGGCAUGUAAUUGUACACAGCAGAAAUGUCAACAUUGUGUAAAAAAUGCACGCUCAAGUCAUUGGUAGCUCGUCAUAUAGUAUUUUGUUUCGUCACUACAUCACCCACUAUAUAACAGAUAGGCUAAUCUGAGUGGUGCGUGUGCCGGCCGGGCAGCCUGCCCUCAGCCAUUGAGAGGCCGACCAGCGAUUUUAUACUACCGGCCAGUAAGGGAAUGUGUGGGCAUAUUGGCGUGAAUAAGGUCAUUAGGCCAGAUAAACGGAGCGUGCUGUAAUUAAUGUUGUCACUCAUCUUGUCACUUUCCUUAUACCCUUAAGGUCGCGUAAUUUAAGAAGUGUAUGAAUAUUGUGUCGUGUAUGUUGUACAUAAAAGGUAUUGAUGUCUUGCUAUCCACGCUGUGAUUUAGUAAGUUCGCACCAGCUCACCAUUUCGCUCACUAUCAUAAGAUCUUGAGGCUAGAUGCUAACAUCAUUCCUUUCGCCUUUUGUUGUUGCUGUUUGCUGGUUAUAUGAUGACACUCCGACGUGUGCACUGUGCAAUGUCACUGUCGUAGCCUUGGUGUGUAGCAUAUCCAAUAACUGAGAGGCUUACUGCUUACCUAAUCAGCUCUCACCGUGUCCUAAGUUGAGCUGUAUGUAAGUUGUCCCUACACAGCCUGUCGCCGAGUUUAGCCUCGCAGCAUGGCGGGGCAGACUGAUGUUCCGUGUGUAAAUAGACGUUCAUAACACGCCCCA
Amphibalanus amphitrite is the source of this 3322-nucleotide messenger RNA. Its product is annotated as ammonium transporter Rh type A-like. The record is from RefSeq and is a predicted model, not a curated record. The coding region runs from base 550 to 1935 and encodes 461 amino acids. Gene Ontology annotation, biological process: ammonium transmembrane transport; ammonium homeostasis. The transcript is spliced from 10 exons. Gene Ontology annotation, molecular function: ammonium channel activity. Gene Ontology annotation, cellular component: plasma membrane. NCBI's taxonomy places the organism in Eukaryota, Metazoa, Arthropoda, Thecostraca, Balanomorpha, Balanidae.